UAUACCAGCUACUUCCAUAACAUUGACAUCAGGAAGUUUUACACAGAACUUCAGUACCAUGUUGUUGCCACUCACCUGAGAGAGGAAGACAAGGAAGAACAGGGCAUGGAAGAGGUGGAGGAUGAGGGGGAUGGGGAUGGGGAGGAGGAGAAUGCAGGGGCAAAAUGGUCCUAUGAGUUCUGA
Dacryopinax primogenitus is the source of this 183-nucleotide messenger RNA. RefSeq lists its product as uncharacterized. The annotation marks the transcript as partial. The record is from RefSeq and is a predicted model, not a curated record. The transcript has 2 exons. NCBI's taxonomy places the organism in Eukaryota, Fungi, Basidiomycota, Dacrymycetes, Dacrymycetales, Dacrymycetaceae.